Parnassius mnemosyne (clouded apollo) is the source of this 1545-nucleotide messenger RNA. Lineage: Eukaryota; Metazoa; Arthropoda; Insecta; Lepidoptera; Papilionidae. The record is from the annotation of a GenBank genome assembly.
AUGGCGCCGACAAGGUUGGCAUCGAAGCCUAUCGGCGUCAAUGAAAACUUCAACGGUAUCAUGACUAACGGAAUAACGACGAGGAGUAAGCAAAUGGCUACUCUUAAAACGUAUAAAGAAAGCCUUAAAGUGACAAACAAGAGAAAAGCAGACAGUCCCCUAAAAGACAUGACGGCGAAAAGGGCGGCCUUCGGGGACAUUACAAAUGCCUUCAAUAAAUCCUGCGCCACCAACGAUAAGGAUAAAGUCACGGCAGUGAAAAAAGUGACGGUGGAAAGCAAAGUGCUCCCAACAGUAAAGAACAUCAAACCACAAACAGCUGUCCUGAAUGGCAAAAGUUCCAAGGCUAAGCAGCUGCAGAGAGUGGCCACAAAUGCUAUAGAGUCUGUUCAGAAGCAUUUUGUCAAGGACCCACCCAAACCUGUUGCAACAAGGGCCCAAAAUGGCAUACUCAAGCAUAUUGAGAGGAAAUCACUCGGCAAGGAAAAUUGUCAAAAUAACAGCCAGACCUCUGUCAAAUCAGGCAGUGAUGUUUCUGGAGAGCCUUCCUUAUAUUUGACAGCAUUGGAAAAUAUAAGUCCAAUUGACGUUACAAAGGAAGAAUGCAAAACGAUCAGUGAAAAGCUGAAUAAAGUGAACUUGGAUGACUCUGUGAACCGAUCCUUAGAUGAAGAGACUGAGAGCCCCCACCGGGUGCCCGAUGGCAUUGUUGAUUUCGACAAGGAAAACUGGAAUGAUCCAUUCCAAGUAUCGCACUAUGCGAUGGACAUCUUCAAUUACUUGAGGAGCAGAGAGCGGCUUUUCCCUAUUGAUGACUAUCUUCAACGGAUGAAAGGCAUCACCUCAUGGAUGCGCGCACUCCUCGUAGACUGGAUGGUUGAAGUUCAAGAAAGCUUCGAAUUAAACCACGAGACCUUAUACCUAGCUGUGAAGCUGGUAGACUUAUUCUUUACAAGGUCUACAAAAACGCAACCGGAAAAAGAUCAUUUGACAAAGGAAGAGCUACAGCUGCUGGGCGCUUCGGCGUUGUUCAUUGCGUCUAAGUUCGAUGAACGCAUCCCACCACUCAUCGAUGAUUUUCUCUACAUCUGUGAUGGAGCAUAUACAUUGGGACAAAUGCUCAAAAUGGAGAUGAAUAUUUUGCGUGUUAUAGACUUUGAUCUUGGUAUACCGUUAUCUUACCGUUUUCUCAGGAGAUAUGCGAGGUGUGCUCGGGUGUCCAUGCCGACGCUGACUCUUGCGCGAUUCGUACUAGAGCAAUGCCUUCUAGAAUAUGGACUGUUAGGACAUUCGGACAGCAAGAUGGCUGCCGCGGCGCUUUACAUCGCGCUGCGUAUGAAGUCACUGGGAACAUGGACACCCACGCUACAGUACUAUACUGGAUACAAACUUCAAGACAUUCUACCAAUAGUACUAGAACAGAAUGCGGCACUUCACAAAAAGCCAAAAUCGGCUAUCAGCACAGUUCGAAAUAAGUAUUCACACACAAUAUUCUUCGAAGUCGCUAAGGUGCCUCUGAUAGAUAAUUCAGCUCUCAGUAGCUGA